AUGCGUACUGCAGCAGCACAAUUCGACGAUAUUCCAGGCCAGCUUCCUGAGGCCAAGGUACCCGAAGAUGCCGACUACGCCAGUAUUGGACAAGCGACCAUCGAAAAGCUGAACAACCUGCAAGACCAUGAUCUUGCACCGUUCGCUAUCUGGCGAGACCUCCUAUCGCUCACUGACACUUUCCGCACGUUCCAAUCUGCUGAGACUGUCUUCAAAAACUUCACGCAUCUUCGUGCCGAGAAGCAUUGCUCAGACUUCCGUCUGCACAACGAGUCUGAACCCCGACGAACUGAUGCACCGGAUCCUCCUACCAGUUGGCUGAAUUAUGAUGUCUCGUUUACGGUCAAUAAUGGAGGACUUAUAGGGGUCUGCGCAGGGACGGUGUCCGUAAUGCUCACUUCCAGUGGCGACUGGAAAAUUUGGAUGCUGUGUACUUGGUUGGAGAACUAUGAGAACCACGGUCACCCGGAUCAAACCGAUGCGAAGAGUGAUAGCGAAAUUUCGAAGAGUGACGACACCCAGGUCUACGAGGCUGCUAUUAUCGGCGGUGGCCAAGGAGGUCUUGGUGUGGCGGGUCGCCUCAAUGCACUAGGAGUCCGCAACAUCAUGUUCGAUGAACGGCCCUCGAUUGGUGAUUCAUGGGCCGACCGUUAUGACUCUUUGCACUGGCACACGAUCAAGGAAUACGGCAACCUGCCACUCGGCCGGACCUUCGACAAGGACGAUCCGGAUCUACUUCCUCGAGAGCGUAUCGCCUCCGCAUAUAAAAACUGGUCCAAAAAGCACAUGCUAAAUGUCCGCGAACACACGCAGAUCGUGGGUGCCAAGUGGGAUGAAUCCAAUCGGAUUUGGUCAGUUGAAGGCAAGACUCCCUCAGGAACGCAAGUAUGGAAGGCCAAAAAUCUCGUCUUGACCAUUGGGCCGGGUCACAAGACUCCCGUAUCGCCAGACUGGGCAACGCCCGAAAAGAUCAAGAGUAGUGGAUUCAAAGGCACAAUCACGCACUCCGUCCACUAUCACAAUACCGAUGGUUUCGCCGGCAAACGAGGAAUCGUCGUCGGCACCGCGAACACCGCACAUGAUGUCGCCGAAGACAUGGCCAAUGCAAAGAUGGACGUGACCAUUGUGCAAAGAAAUCCCACCUUCAUCUUCCCCGGCGAAUGGCUCGUCCAAACCGAAGCCAAAUCCUACCAUCGCGACAAGCCCACCGAAUUAUCCGACAGACAAGACAUCACGCGACCAAACAAGAUCCAGCGAGAGCUCGCCAACCGCAACGUCCACCAUCUCAUCAAGCAAAACCCCGAACUCUUCGACGGUCUCGAGCAAGCCGGAUUCAAAGUCCAUCGCUACGGCGAUCUCUUCACACAUCUCUACGUGCGAUUCGGUGGCCACUACAUCAACACGGGCGGCUCCAACCGUAUCAUCAACGGCGAGAUAAAAGUCCAAACUGCAGCGGUGAAGGGUCUGACUCCCGAAGGAUUGUUGUUUGAAGAUGGAACGACAGUUUCUGCGGAUUUGAUCGUGUUGGCGACGGGCUAUAAUCACGAUUUUCGGGAUGAUGCGUCGCAGAUUUUGGGGACGCAUGUUACGGAUCAGAUGGAUGAUUAUUGGAGUCCUGAUGCCGAAGGGGAGUUGAGAGGUUAUGCGAGAUUUGCGGGUCAUCCAUCGUUAUACUACGGCGGAGGAGAAUGUCGAUCUGCAAGAUUCUUUUCCCGGUUUAUUGCAUUACAGAUUCAGAAGGAGAGUCUAGGAUAUCCUUUACAACCUUAUCUCGAGGGUAGGAAGUAGGAAGUGAAAUAAAGUGAG
Sphaerulina musiva SO2202 is the source of this 1806-nucleotide messenger RNA. RefSeq names its product flavin-binding monooxygenase-like family protein. Gene Ontology annotation, molecular function: flavin adenine dinucleotide binding; N,N-dimethylaniline monooxygenase activity; NADP binding. NCBI's taxonomy places the organism in Eukaryota, Fungi, Ascomycota, Dothideomycetes, Mycosphaerellales, Mycosphaerellaceae. The coding region runs from base 1 to 1788 and encodes 595 amino acids. The transcript is spliced from 4 exons. The record is from RefSeq and is a predicted model, not a curated record.